AAAGAAAAGAACGAAAAACAAAAGCUUGGAGAGGGAGGGUACAGAACAACGGAGGGAACAUGGACACAGGGACGUUCCAUCUUUUCUAGAGAGAGAAACAGAGAAAUUAGAAACCCUAAAUCAAAUAUAUUCACCUGUCUUCCAGAUCUUCGUGUACCAGCACUAGCUAGUACACCAUCUUCUCAUUUUGGCCUAUACAUACACCGUUUCCUGUACGUAUAGGCUCGUGUUCCGCGCAUUGCCAGCUUCAAUCGGACCCGUCGCAACUUAUGCGAUCACUCACCUGGAAUUAAGCCCGGAAAAUUGAUCUGUGUGGACAUUUUGGCAACAGCUACUAUUUUCGGAUUCACUCACUAUUUCCGAUUGGAUCUGUUGCUGCGAAUUGAGCCGUUGAUUGGCCCUGUCUGAUGGAUGAUCUGGACGUUCUGGCCCGGGACUUCGGGCUCGGGGCCCGUGGGAAAUCUAAUCCGAUGAGGUCUGCACCCUCUGAUCGUCGAUCCAUUGACGAUCCAUUGUUCGGCGAUGUUUUCAGUGGGCAGCCAAAACAUGCAGCGAGCUCGAAUCCCAGUAGUAAGAAUAGUCACUCGUCAGUGAACGAUUUUGAUUAUGAAUCCAUUUUCAAGUCUUCAGCUGCUAGCGAGCUCAAGAAUGGUAAUAACAGCAGCAGUAAGUCGUCCUCGUUGCCUGUGUACGAUAAGCCUGUGUAUGAUGAGGAUAUUUUUGAUGGGUUGCCGGGUUUGAAAAGCAAAUCAGCUGCAACGGCUGUGAGAUUUGAGGAUGACAUGUUUUCCACGAUUUCGUUGCCACCAACGAGCAAGAGUAGGAACCAGAGCAGUGAUUUUGAUGAUUUGUUGGGGAACUUAGGGAGAAAUGAGAAAGGAGGGGAGAGUAACAUGAGCAGUAGUGCUAAGAGUAGCUCGAGUACAAAGGGAUUUGAUGAUUUGUUACCUGGGUUCGGCAGUGGCAGUCCUGCUGCUAGCAACAGACCAGUACCAGAGUCGAGGUGGGGCUCUGUACCCACUGCUGGUUCGAAGCACGGAAAUAUGCUGGAUGAUCCUUUUGUAGUUCUGGAAUCAGAUUCAACCCCACACUCGUCUUCUGGGGUAUUUACUGAUCCUCUGGAAGAGAUUGGUAAGCUUAGUAAGUCUAGAAGUGUGAGGGCUGAAGUUUCUUCUGGUACAGGUGGAGCAUUUGAUGACCUAGACCCCCUUGGCACUAGUGGAAAAUCUGCACAUGUAUUGUCCCCUGGGAGAGAUCGCAUAGGUAAGGGUGGGAGCCCUUCCAGAUCAGAAAUGCCACAAUCUUCUACUGGUCGGGAACAAAUGGGGACCUCGACUUUCAGAUAUUCAGAAAGCAGUACAGCAAAGAAAGAUCCUGUAGACAAUUUUCAGGAAUCUCCCUUAUUUGAUGUACCUAAUGUUUCAACAGAUUCACAGAAAUCAUUUGAUCAGACUGCUUCUCCUCAAUAUUAUGGAACAGGCCCACAGGUCGAUAUGUCACAAGCAUCAGAACAGGGACAUCAAAAUGACGAUGUAUGGCUAACUGUGUCUGAGAUUCCACUUUUUACACAGCCUACAGCUGCUCCACCCCCAUCACGACCUCCUCCACCUAUACCCCGUAAAUCUUCAAAGUCGGAGACAGGUUCCUAUUUUUCAAGUUCAAGAAAGAAGGGAGAUGAGUUCUCUUCACCCUCAUAUAAUUCUCAUCACUCUCAAAGUUCUAAGCCCGACUGGUCUGCAGACAAGAGCCCUCCAGCUUCACAGUUUGAUGAGCUUGAUGAUUUUGCCACGGGCAACAACAGUCAGGAAAGAGAAUACAAGGAAAUGCAGGAGAGAUUAGAACGUGAAAGGAAACAAGGUGAAGAAGAAAUUGAGAUGAAGAGGCUCGAGAGGGAGAGGUUAAGGGAGAUUGAAAGGGUGAAGGCCAGACAGGCUGUCGAAAGGGCUAAUAGGGAAGCACGUGAACGAGCUGCUGCUGAUGCUCGAUUGAAAGCUGAAAGGGCUGCUGUUGAAAAAGCAAACGCUGAAGCUCGGGAACGUGCCGGAAGAGUAGCUGUUCAGAGGGUACAAGCUGAAGCUCGUGAAAGAGCUGCUGCCGAAGCUAGAGAAAGAGCGGAAAAAGCUGCUGCCGAAGCAAGGGAGAAAGAGACUCGAGAUAGAGCUGCUGUGGCAAGGGCAGAAGCAGAAGCCAGGCGUCGAGCCGAACGAGCUGCCGUUGAGAGGGCAGCUGCUGAGGCCAGGGGGAGAGCCGCUGCAGAAGCUCGUGAAAGGGCGGCUGCAGCUGCAGCUUCAAAGAUGAAUGAACAAAAGAAUGAUAAUGAUCUGGAAUCCUUUUUCAGCAUGGGCCGAGCAAGCAGUGCACCGAGAGAUCGAACAAACUCAACUGUAAGUGUCAGUACGGUGACCGUGAUAUACGUGCAUAAAAUUGCACUUUUUAGUCCUGCAGUGGCUGACUUUUAUGGUCCGGAUCCGUUUUCUGAUCAGUUCCAGAACAAAGGUGGAUCCGAAGCUGCUAAGAGGACACCGCCAAGUAGUGGUGCCACAUCUAACAUGAAGAAAGCUUCUUCAUCUACCAAUUUUGAAGUUGAAGGGGAAACUGAAGAAAGAAGAAGGGCCAGACUGGAUCGCCAUCAGCGCACUCAAGAGAGAGCGGCAAAAGCAUUGGCUGAGAAAAAUCAGCGGGACCUUCAAGCUCAGAGAGAACAAGAAGAAAGACAUAGGAUUGCUGAGACGUUGGAUAUUGAAAUCAAGCGUUGGGCUGCUGGCAAAGAAGGAAAUUUGCGGGCUUUACUGUCGACUUUACAAUAUGUACUUUGGCCUGAAUGUGGGUGGCAACCUGUUUCUUUGACCGAUUUGAUCACUGGAGCCUCUGUCAAAAAAGUUUAUAGAAAAGCAACACUAUGCAUUCACCCCGACAAGGUGCAGCAAAAGGGUGCUACUCUUCAGCAGAAGUAUAUUGCAGAGAAGGUUUUUGACCUGCUAAAGGAAGCUUGGAAUAAAUUUAACUCAGAGGAGCUCUUCUAAAAGCUGCAUUGAACUCGGUACAUCUUUCUCUGUAUCGCUCUAUUGACAUAAUACUCGACUGGUUCAAUGUAUUAUGCGCAUCAAUGCACACCGGCAGAUUUUGUUCAAUUCUUUUGUGGUGUUGCAAUUUCUGGAUUAUGAAAGAGGCUCAUGUGCUGCCGAGAUGCUCCAGUGGUUUGUAAAUUUAUGCCUGACUGUGUAUUAUAUUGACAUCGAUCUUGAAUUCCAGUGAAUCAGAAGCUUACAUGAUUUGCUUGGUAUAUAAUAACAUUGUUUUAAAUACUAUCUUGUAUUAAAAAGUGUAAUCACCCCUGAUUAUACAUGAGGUGAAGGUCUUUGCCUUGUCCUAUUUUUUUGGUUAUUUCUUAUUCUAUAUUUAAUUUGCGUGACACCGAAUAUGUUCAGAACCAGAAAAUGUGAGAUUUUGACAUUGUAUUAUUUUUUUGAGUUGAGAAUUUAUUUCAAGAUAAUUA
Molecule: messenger RNA, 3496 nt
Organism: Striga asiatica
Lineage: Eukaryota; Viridiplantae; Streptophyta; Magnoliopsida; Lamiales; Orobanchaceae
Source: the annotation of a GenBank genome assembly